This is a messenger RNA of Penicillium cataractarum, 1701 nucleotides long. Its product is annotated as MDR family MFS transporter. NCBI's taxonomy places the organism in Eukaryota, Fungi, Ascomycota, Eurotiomycetes, Eurotiales, Aspergillaceae. Gene Ontology annotation, molecular function: transmembrane transporter activity. Gene Ontology annotation, biological process: transmembrane transport. The transcript has 9 exons. The coding region runs from base 1 to 1701 and encodes 566 amino acids. The record is from RefSeq and is a predicted model, not a curated record.
AUGGCCGAAAAAGACCCGAAGAUGUAUGACUCUGAAACUGAGACAAAGGAGCAGAAUCUGAAUUCCCCAGAAACUUCAAAGGAGCUUGGGUCGGAUACCAGCUCGACGGGCGAGGUGACAGAGGAGGCUCCAAAAGCAACGCAAGAGUCUAUCGAAAAUGAAGAGCGGGAGUAUAUAACAGGGUUGAAACUUGGAAUGGUAGUUGUGGGUGUUACUUUGGUCUGUUUCUUAGUACUGCUCGAUACUUCUAUCAUUGUCACCGCGAUUCCCGUGAUCACAACCCAAUUUCAUUCCCUGGAGGAUUUGGGAUGGUAUGGUAGCUCAUAUCAAAUUGCUAGCGCUUGCUUGCAACCUCUGGCGGGGAGAAUCUAUACCAAUUUCCGCACAAAAUGGGCAUUUUUGUCUUUCUUUUUCGUUUUCGAACUGGGCUCGCUUCUUUGCGGCCUUGCGACAUCCUCGAAGAUGUUGAUCGUUGCUCGCGCUGUGGCAGGACUUGGAUCUGCAGGAUUGAUGAAUGGUUCUUUGACUAUUAUUUCAUCCUCGGUUCCUCUUCAUAAGUCACCUCCUCUCAUCGGGAUAAUGAUGGGAUUUUGUCAACUCGGAAUCGUCCUUGGCCCUCUCUUGGGAGGAGCAUUUACCGAAUAUACAACCUGGAGAUGGUGUUUCUACAUCAAUCUUCCGAUCGGUGCUUUAGUUGCACUUCUCCUCAUCUUCAUCGAUAUCCCCGAUCAAGCGGCUAAACCCCCAUUCAAACAAGUAUUCAAUACUAUAAUCCACAAUCUAGACCUCACAGGCUUCGUUCUAUUUGCACCAGCUGCUAUCCAGCUUCUCCUCGCUCUCGAAUAUGGUCAAAGCCAGUACCCAUGGAACAGUGCAACCGUUAUUGGCCUUUUCUGCGGAGCAGGAGGCACCUUCAUCCUGUUCUUGCUCUGGGAAUACCACCAGGGCGAUAAAGCGAUGAUCCCUCUUUCAAUGGUUGCAAAGAGAAAUGUUUGGUCAAGUUGUCUUGUGAUGAUGUCGAUCUUCGCCGUCACUUUGUGCACUUCGUACUAUCUUCCAGUCUACUUCCAGGCUAUCCAGAACAAAUCGCCCAUGUUGAGUGGUGUAUACAUCCUUCCCAGCAUCCUGUCUCAACUGGCGGUGGCCGUCACAUCCGGGGCUUUGAUUGGAAAAAUGGGAUAUUACCUUCCAUGGGCUGUAGUGUGUGGAAUUCUCACAUCCAUUGGCGGCGGUCUUCUAUCGACGUUGACCCCGACCACAACCACCGGGAAAUGGGUUGGAUAUCAAAUCCUUGCGGGAGCUGGCCGUGGAGCUGGUUUUCAGACUCCUAUCAUCGCCGUCCAAAACACUCUCCCGCCCAGUCAAAUAUCAAUCGCCAUGUCGAUCCUAAUGUUCAUCCAGACCCUUUCCGGCGCAGUCUUCCUCACAUUUGCCGAUGUGAUCUUUUCUACUGGCCUCAAAGACCUAAUUCCAAAGUACGCACCCAAUGUCAGUUCACAAGUCGUUAUUGCUGCAGGUGCCACUGGUAUACGGGACGUGGUGUCUACACAGAACCUCCCCGGGGUCUUGAAGGCUUACGCAAAGAGUGUGGACCAUGUUUUCUACAUGGUUGCUGCAAUGGGAGUGUGGGGAUUGAUCUUCUCUUUUGGGAUGGGUUGGAAAGAUAUUCGCAAGAAGAAGCCUGCUGCUGAACAGGUCUGA